This is a messenger RNA of Camelina sativa (false flax), 1128 nucleotides long. RefSeq names its product transcription factor MYB8. NCBI's taxonomy places the organism in Eukaryota, Viridiplantae, Streptophyta, Magnoliopsida, Brassicales, Brassicaceae. The record is from RefSeq and is a predicted model, not a curated record.
GGGAUACUAAUUGCUACACUAGUAAUCCGACAAUUUUUUUUUUUAAUUUUAUUCCGAAAAGAAAGAAAAAGAAAAAAAAAGUGGGAUAAUUUAUAGACAAGACCUACUAUACGUACCCUCAUCACUCAUUCAAGAGGACCAUAUAUUAAAGUAAGUAAAAGGCUGUGUGAUAUAGAAAUCCCGAUCAGGCCGAGUCUCUGAGAGAUUAUGGGGAGAGCGACGUGGUACGACGCCGACGGGACGAAGAGAGGAGAAUGGACGGAGGAGGAAGACCAGAAACUCGUCGCUUACAUCGACGAAUACGGCGUCGGGGACUGGCGUUUUCUUCCUGACAAAGCUGGUUUGCGGAGAUGUGGGAAGAGCUGCAGAUUAAGGUGGCUUAAUUUCCUAAGGCCUGGGAUUAAGAAAGGCAAAUUCACUCCUCAAGAAGAACAAGUUAUCAUCAAUUUACAUUCUGCUUUCGGGAACAGGUGGGCACUAAUAGCUCAGCAGAUGCCAAAUCGAUCAGACAAUGACAUCAAGAACCAUUGGAACUCUUGUCUCAAGAAAAGACUGAAGAGAAACGGAAUCGACCCAGUGACCCACCAGCCGGUCCCCAAUAACCUCACCGUCGAAACGCCGUGGUUUAACACAGAAUGCAGUACUUCUUCUUCCGCGACAGCGAGCCCUUCUUACUCCUCCUCCCGCUCGGCCCAUCUCCUUAAUAAGAUCGCCACUGGUAUCUCAUCUAGACAACACUGUGUCGACAGGAUCAAGAACAUCUUGUCGGAUCCGAGAACCACAAACAUCCACUGUCACGAAGAAGAAGGGGAAGAGUUUACCAAGGACCAUGAGAAGAUAUUAGCGAGUGGUUAUCAAGAAGAAGACUUUUUAAUGUGGGACGAGGAAGAAUUGAGGCGUUUCAUGGAGGAGAUUAGUGUAAUGGAGUUCGGCACGACGUCGUACGAUUGUAAUUAAUUUGGACUUUUCAUACAUGAGUUGAUGAUCAUGUCCUUUGGUAAUCAAUAUAGUUACUGUGUUAGAUCAUGGAUCGAUCAUUCAGUAGUUUGUGUUUACCACAUAUAAGGCUUUAUGCACGUGUUCUUGUUGCAACUUGCAAAGAGUAAUAUUAAUGUACCAGUGUCACUA